AGAGUUAUCCAAAGUGUGGGGUUUACCAACCCCAACACACUCAGAAAUGGAAAAAAAAAAAGAAGAGAAUUAUCGCAAUACGGAGAGAGUUGGUGGGAGCGCGGAUGGACAGAUGGAAAAAAGGAAAAAAAGAGGAGAGAGUAGGCGGGCGCGGUAGGUGAAGGAUAACGACGUCUCGCCAUCCACCCAUUUUUAUUUAUAUAUAUCCAAACAUUCCUCCUCUUAAUUCUCAGAUCUCUAAAUUCAAUCGGAAUCGAGAUCUCUCAACAUUGUUGUGUAUUGUAAUUUGUAUCAUCAAUAAAAAAGAAAAGAAUGAAAAUAAACAUCCGCGAUUCCACCAUGGUCCGGCCCGCCGGCGAGACCCCCUCCACUUACCUGUGGAACUCGAACGUUGACCUGGUCAUCCCGAGGUUCCACACUCCGAGCGUCUACUUCUACAGACCCACCGGCGCCUCCAAUUUCUUCGACCCUGGGGUGAUGAAGGAGGCCCUCGCCAAGGCCCUGGUCCCUUUCUACCCCAUGGCUGGCCGCUUGAAGAGGGACGACGAUGGUCGUAUCGAGAUCGACUGCAACGCCGCCGGUGUUCUCUUCGUCGUCGCCGAUACUCCCUCCCUCAUCGACGACUUCGGAGACUUCGCUCCCACCCUCGACCUCCGCCAGCUUAUCCCCGACGUUGAUCACUCCCCUGGCAUUCAUUCCUUCCCGCUCCUCGUUCUCCAGGUGACCUAUUUUAAAUGUGGUGGAGCUUCUCUUGGUGUUGGUAUGCAACACCACGCCGCCGACGGUUUCUCCGGUCUCCAUUUCAUCAACACCUGGUCUGAUAUGGCUCGCGGUCUCGACCUUACCAUUCCCCCUUUCAUUGACCGCACCCUCCUCCGCGCCAGGGACCCUCCUCAGCCUGCUUUCGAUCACGUUGAGUACCAGCCUGCCCCCUCCAUGAAGAUCCCUCUCGAUCCUUCCAAGUCAUCCCCUGACAGUACCACCGUCUCCAUCUUCAAAUUAUCUCGCGACCAGCUUGUUUCCCUCAAGGCUAAAGCCAAGGAGGACGGCAACACGGUUAGCUACAGCUCCUACGAGAUGUUGGCUGGUCAUGUGUGGAGGUCUGUGGGUAAGGCCCGCGGGCUUCCGGACGAUCAGGAGACCAAACUGUACAUUGCUACCGAUGGAAGGUCAAGACUGCGUCCUCAGCUGCCCCCUGGUUACUUUGGCAACGUCAUAUUCACUGCCACACCUUUGGCCGUUGCGGGGGAUCUGCUGUCAAAGCCAACCUGGUAUGCUGCUGGACUGAUCCAUGAUGUUUUGGCUCGCAUGGACGAUAACUAUCUGAGGUCAGCUCUCGACUACCUGGAGAUGCAGCCUGAUCUCUCAGCCCUGGUCCGAGGUGCACAUACCUACAAGUGUCCAAACUUGGGAAUCACGAGCUGGGUCAGGUUACCAAUUUACGAUGCAGACUUUGGUUGGGGGCGUCCUAUAUUUAUGGGACCUGGUGGAAUCCCAUACGAGGGUUUGUCGUUUGUGGUACCAAGUCCUACAAAUGAUGGCAGCUUAUCCGUGGCCAUUGCUCUCCAAACUGAACACAUGAAACUGUUUGAGAAGUAUUUGUACGAGAUAUGACAGAGACAAGCCAGCAGAAGAAGAUGAUGACGAUGAUUCCUCCUUUUCCCCCCACUUAAAAAGUGGGGCUUUUUUUUGUUGCUUAAUUGUCGCAGAUGAUUCGUUAUCCUGUAUUUUGGAGGGUACAAUAAAAGUUAUGUCACACAUAAGUUGGUACUUGUGGUGGUUCUGUAACAUUUGGAUCGGUCAUGUAGGAACUUUUGCUUUUAUGUUUAUACUGAUGAUGAUAAGUGUUGUCCUA
Messenger RNA from Brassica rapa (field mustard), 1855 nucleotides. RefSeq names its product shikimate O-hydroxycinnamoyltransferase. Gene Ontology annotation, molecular function: acyltransferase activity, transferring groups other than amino-acyl groups. The record is from RefSeq and is a predicted model, not a curated record. Lineage: Eukaryota; Viridiplantae; Streptophyta; Magnoliopsida; Brassicales; Brassicaceae.